AUUGUGAGGGAGCGCAGAGGGUGCCGAAGUGGAUUAUUUCAGUGAGAGAAGAAAGAAAAGAAGAGCAGAGAGCCAGAGACACAUAUGCUCCGAUUCCGAACAAGUGGCAACGUAGAUAUCAUGGUGCACGCCGCCAAGCUUGUUUUCAUCAACCACCUGCGCACCGUAGCAUCACCUUCCUCUUCCUCUGCUAAUCUGCGCCCUCCCUCUACCUCUACCCGCUCCAUGAACACCAGCUUCGACGCUCAGCUCCAUCACCUUUUCCAGCAGAAGCAUUCUCUUCGAUCCAAAGUACGCACAAGCCUCAAAAACAUGGAUCCCGUCCUCAAGUCCCAACAAGAUGAUGCCAUUCAGAGGGUUGUUUUAGAAGCUCCAUGGUUCAAGAAUAGUAGCAAUAUAUGUGCUUAUAUAAGUUGUGAUGCUUUACGAGAAGUGGAUACGUCAAGAAUUGUGUCAAAUAUCUUAUCUAACUAUAAAACAGAGGAUCAGGGUCAUUUACAGAUGAAGAAAAGGCUUUAUUUACCACGUGUAGAGGACAAAAAUAGCAACAUGAAGAUGCUUAAGGUAUCAAGUUAUGAUGAUCUGGUUCUGAGCUCAAUGAACAUUUUGGAGCCAACUUUGGUCGAUUCCAGUGGGAAUCCACGUGAAGAUGUUAUGCAAGCAACUGAUCCAGUUGAUUUGUUCAUCGUACCAGGCCUUGCAUUUGACAAAUUUGGAGGACGUCUGGGCCGUAGUGGUGGUUACUAUGAUAUGUUCCUCAAAAAUUACCAAGAGCUCAUUAAGAAGAAGAAUUGGAAGCAGCCUCUACUUGUUGCACUGUCAUACUCUGUACAAAUAAUAGAGAAUGAGCGAAUACCUACCACUCCCUACGAUGUUCCUGUUGAUGCUCUUGUAACAGCUUCUGGCUUCAUACCCAUCAGCUCAGUAGCAUUCAAGUAUUGUCACUGAUGAGCAGUUUCUUUCUUUUUAAUUCUUUUUUUUAUCUUGUGAAUCAGUUGGCUAGCAGUUAAAAUGAUUUAAUAGGCGGGAGAAUACAUUCUUACUCAUUUGCCUGGAAUCCUGAUUGUGGUCCAAAAUGAACAUGCUAUCAGAAGCUUCAUUGGAUCUUUACAGUCUCGGGCUGUUUUGAAGCAAUAAUUACUGCCAAUGGGAACACAUCUUGCAUCUUCUUUAGACGUUUUGAAGAUUUGACAAAGUUUUAUAAUGCAAUAUAGUUUGAUUUGGAUCGCAAAUUCGAUUCUGUAAACUAGAUAACUUGAAUGCAUUUUAUCCACACUUGAGCUGCUUCUUUUCUAAUACUGGAGCCUCGAGCUUAGCCCUGACUAAGCCUUAAACUAUAUUAGAUUUGUAAAGGCAUCGAAUUGCAAUUAAGUGAUUUAUAUUAAAAUGAAUUAUGAUGUAGCAUAUUAAAA
This is a messenger RNA of Arachis stenosperma, 1412 nucleotides long. Its product is annotated as 5-formyltetrahydrofolate cyclo-ligase, mitochondrial-like. Gene Ontology annotation, cellular component: mitochondrion. The transcript is spliced from 7 exons. Gene Ontology annotation, biological process: folic acid-containing compound biosynthetic process; tetrahydrofolate interconversion. Bases 85 to 948 code for a protein of 287 amino acids. The record is from RefSeq and is a predicted model, not a curated record. Lineage: Eukaryota; Viridiplantae; Streptophyta; Magnoliopsida; Fabales; Fabaceae. Gene Ontology annotation, molecular function: 5-formyltetrahydrofolate cyclo-ligase activity.